CGGCGGCGCUUCCGGAGCCGCUUCCUCGCUGGCUUCCCCGCCGGAGCCGAGGGAUGCGGGCGCGCCGCGGGGCCCAGCUCUCCCAAAAGAUAGGGCAUAAAAGGCAGCGGCUGGCGGAGGCAGACUUGCAGCACAGCCCGCUGGACGCAGCUCCCAUACCUGGCCCCGAGGAACCCCGCCUGGGACUGCCUGCGAGCCUGGGUCCCCAGCGCAGCAUCUACUUCUCGAGCCCCAGAGACCGUCCUGCCCGGCUGGGGUCAGAGUUUUUCAACCAGCCAGCCGUCCCGCUGGCACAGGCAUUUCUGGGACAGGUCCUGGUCCGUCGACUCGCCGAUGGCACAGAGCUCCGCGGCCGCAUUGUGGAGACCGAGGCCUAUGUGGGGCCAGAGGACGAAGCUGCCCACUCAAGGGGUGGCCGGCAGACUGCUCGCAAUCGUGCCAUGUUCAUGAAGCCAGGGACCCUGUACGUCUACCUCAUCUACGGCAUGUACUUCUGCAUGAAUGUCUCCAGCCAGGGGGAUGGAGCGUGUGUCCUGCUGCGAGCGCUGGAGCCCCUGGGGGGCCUCGAGACCAUGCGGCAGCUUCGUAGCACCAUCCGGAAAGGUACCGCCAGCCGCACCCUCAAGGACCGUGAGCUCUGCAGUGGCCCCUCCAAGUUGUGCCAGGCCCUGGCCAUUGACAAGAGCUUUGACCAGCGGGACCUGGCCCAGGAUGAGGCCCUGUGGCUGGAGCAUGGCCCUCCUGGGCCCAGUGCAUCAGCCAUGGUGGCAGCAGCCCGGGUGGGCAUUGGCCAUACAGGAGAGUGGGCCCAGAAGCCCCUGCGCUUCUAUGUCCGGGGCAGUCCCUGGGUCAGUGUGGUGGACAGAGUGGCUGAGCAGAACAUGCAGGUUUGAACAAGGCCCUGCUCAGACAAGGGAGGCUUUUUAAUGCCACUUUUAAAACAAAUAAAGGCUACAUUUCUAGAAAACUAUUUCUCCCCUCUGGGCGGUCAG
Lepus europaeus (European hare) is the source of this 992-nucleotide messenger RNA. It is a transcript of the gene MPG, whose product is annotated as N-methylpurine DNA glycosylase. Lineage: Eukaryota; Metazoa; Chordata; Mammalia; Lagomorpha; Leporidae. Gene Ontology annotation, biological process: base-excision repair. The coding region runs from base 54 to 893 and encodes 279 amino acids. The record is from RefSeq and is a predicted model, not a curated record. Gene Ontology annotation, molecular function: alkylbase DNA N-glycosylase activity; DNA binding. The transcript is spliced from 4 exons.